AUGAGCUUCCGAUCUGCGACGUCGUUCCGCCUGGAUAUGUUACUGGGCAGCGGCGGUAGCGACAAUCUCGGACAUCUGAACAAGCUUGUUCAUGAAAUUAAUCAAAUGGUGGCAUCGUACAAAAGUUUGGUCCAGCUGAUAGGUACGUCCAGUGACAACGCCCAUGUGCGCGAAGAUAUGACUGCUCUCAGAGAACAAUGCCUGAAAACAUGUGAUACUGCCAAAAACUGUCUAUUGCCUCAGUUGAAGAGGUAAUU
Soboliphyme baturini is the source of this 257-nucleotide messenger RNA. The record is from the annotation of a GenBank genome assembly. NCBI's taxonomy places the organism in Eukaryota, Metazoa, Nematoda, Enoplea, Dioctophymatida, Soboliphymatidae.